AUGUCGUCCUUCUCCCAUCACCGUCCCAGCGGCUCUUCGCAGCCCUACACCCAACCGGACCCCAUCAUCAUCGACGACGACGACGACGACAUCGUCUUCACCGGCAUUUCCCACUCUCCCCCCACAGCCCACUCUGCAGCUGCUCCCUUGCCCACGAGCGGGCCGUCCGUGACCCUACCACAUUCUUCCCGAGACCGCCGCGACAUCCAGGCGUCGGGCGCCCUGGCCGAUGCCACGGCCAACGUCCACCUCGAACCACAGGCAAUACGUGGCAACGGCACAGUCGCACCCUCGCAGUCUAUAUCCCCUGCCAUGAUAGGCGGAGCGGCGAGCAAAGGAUCGACCGCCCCUACCGCCACGUACGGCACCGAGAGCAGCUCAAGCUCCUCCGACAGCUCGCGCUCGCUUUCACCCCGCGAGAGGUACCCCACGGGUCUGGUCUACGAUGUACUGAUGAUGCUCCACGCCAACCCGGUCGAGAUCGACCAUCCCGAGGACCCGAUCCGCAUUCACAAGAUCUUCAGCCUGCUGCAACAGCACGGAUGCGUCGCCAGGAUGAAGCGCAUCCCCACAAGGGAAGUGCUCAAGGACGAGGUCAUGCUCAUCCACGAGGCCGGCAUCUGGGACGGCCUCGAGCGAAGCGCAGAAUUCGGACGGGACGAGCUCGCAGAACAGACGAACCUGCUGGAGCGCCUCGACUCGUUGUACGUCAACGAGCAUUCCGCGCUCGCCGCCAGGAUUUCUUGCGGAGGCGCGAUCGAGCUGUGCGACGCCAUCGCAUCCGGUCGCAUCCACAACGGCUUUGCCAUCAUCCGACCGCCGGGCCAUCACGCCGAGCCGACAAAGAGCAUGGGCUUCUGCUUCUACAAUAACGUCGCCGUGGCCACGAGGUUCCUGCAGCAGAAGUAUCGCGAGGGCGAGAAGAGGGUCAAGAAGGUUCUCAUCCUCGACUGGGACGUGCACCACGGCAACGGCACGCAAAAGGCGUUCGAGGACGACGCCGACGUGCUCUACAUCUCCCUGCACCGGUACGAGGACGGUGUCUUCUACCCGGGAGGAACCUACGGCGGUGCCGAGAGUGUGGGGUCUGGGGCGGGAACGGGAAGGAGCGUCAACAUUCCGUGGCCCUGCGCCGGCAUGGGCGACGGCGACUACCUGCACGCGUUUGACCAGGUCGUCAUGCCCAUCGCACGAGAGUUUGGACCGGACUUUGUCAUCAUCUCGGCGGGCUUCGACGCUGCAGAGGGCGACAGCAUCGGCCUCAACCUCGUCACGCCCGUGGGAUAUGCCCUGAUGACGCAUGCGCUGGCCAGCCUGGCGGAAGGACGCUUGGCCGUGAUUCUGGAGGGCGGAUAUAAUCCGGACGCCAUCGCCCAAUCUGCGCUCGAGGUGACCAAGAUCAUCCUGCGCGAGCCGCCGCCCCGACCCAAGCAGCAAAGGUCGGUGACUCAGGUGCAGCAGAAGGCGGCCGAGGCGGUGCGUGGCGUGGUGACGAUCCAGUCGAGAUUCUGGAGCAGCCUCAAGCCGGCGCCAAUGUACGUCGACGAUGCGGCGGGGAUGCCGAGGCUGCCGCUCUCGGACCUGCUGCGCGCCCACCGAGCCUACGAGCUGCACAAGCGCUACCAGUUCUACGAGAUCCCGAUCGAGGAAAAGAUCCACAACAACGAGAGGGGCCAGGCGCUGGCGUCCGAGGACGUCAUGAAAAAGGAGACAGUCGUUUUGUUCGCGCACGACAUGGGCAACAUUCGCGCCGAUCCGCCCGCGCUCAACACGACGUGCCAGCGCGAGCUGGCGUACAUUGUCGACUCGAGCACCAAGGUGCUCGACUGGGCCUACAGCAAGGGGUACGGCAUCAUCGACGUCAAUGUGCUCCAGCAGCUGCCGGACGAGUCGGUGCCGGCGUACCGGUACAAUCCGAAGGCGGCCAAGAACAGCCCGGACCACGUCCUCUACGGCGACGUUUCCAGGCUCAUCACCUACCUCUACGACAACCUGAUCCAGCUGAGCGAGGCCAAGAACCUCAUCCUCAUCGGCCACGGCCUGGCGACGAUGGGCAUCAAGGACCUCAUCAUUGAUCGGCCCCAGGUCCGACGCCAGACGGCGGCCGUGAUCAUGGUCCUCGGCCUCCAGACGAUCCCGCAGAUGAGCCCGGGCGACACGCUCCUGAGGAAGUGGUACUGGCAGCGCAGCAAGGUCAUCACGCCGGGCCUCCACGCCAUCUGGCUGGACCCGGACGGUCCGGCAAAGAGGAUGGGGAGGGUCGAAGCAUCUCCCGAAAACAAGGCGGUCAAGGUCCUCUCGGCCAGCUUCGACGACAUUGCCACCUUUGUCGAGGCGCGGCUGCGCAAACACGUCAAGUCGCGCAACGACGACCUCGACGUCUAG
Molecule: messenger RNA, 2385 nt
Organism: Pseudozyma flocculosa PF-1
Lineage: Eukaryota; Fungi; Basidiomycota; Ustilaginomycetes; Ustilaginales; Ustilaginaceae
Exons: 4
Coding region: 1-2385 (794 amino acids)
Biological process (GO): chromatin organization
Cellular component (GO): histone deacetylase complex
Molecular function (GO): histone deacetylase activity
Source: RefSeq, a predicted model, not a curated record